AUGCCGAGCAAACCUGCACCCAUCAAGAAGUCUCCAGCCAAGAAGGCUGCUGAUAAGGCACCCGAACCUGAACCUGCUGCAGAGGCUCCAUCUGCAGAGGCUCCACCUGCAGAGGCUCCACCUGCAGAGGCUCCACCUGCAGAAGCUCCACCUGCAGAAGCCCCACCUGCAGAAGCCCCACCUGCAGAGGCCGCUCCGGUGGCUGCGGCCGAGGGGGACGCGGCUCCCGCGGGCCCGGCAGAGGAUGCCCCCGCGGCCGAGGGGAGCCCUCCAGCGGCUGCCCCAGAUGCUGAAGACGGCGCCACCACUCCAGCUGCAGAUGCUCCCGUAGAUGCUCCCUCAGCAGAAGCUGUUGCUGAAGAACCACCCAAGGCACCCACGCCUCCACCUCCCGCAGCUCCCACUAGCGCUCCUUUGGAUGUGUCGGUGGAUGAUGUGAGUGACUCCAGCCUCACCAUUAAAUGGAAGACACCAGAGACCAUUGGAGACUCUGGUUUGGAUGGAUAUACCAUUGAGUACUGCAAGGAUGGAACAACAGACUGGGCUGUAGCUAAUGAAGAGCUGACCACAGCCAACCGCUACAGCAUCAAGGACCUGACAACCAGCGACCUGCUGCAUGUGAGGGUGGUGGCUGUAAACCCUGGCGGCCGCAGUGAGCCUGGAAUGCUCGCUGAGCCUGUACCGAUCCACGAAGUUGCUGACCGUCCAAAGAUCCGCUUGCCUCGCACUCUCAGAUCUCGCUACAUCAAGCAGGUUGGCGAGCAAAUCAACCUGGUCAUCCCAUUUAUUGGAAAGCCCAAACCUGUAGUGUCCUGGCUCAAAGAUGGUCAGCCCUUGGACACAAAGAGAGUCAAUAUCAGGAACACUGACAAGGACAGCAUUUUGUUUAUCCGUGGUGCCCAGAGGGAAGACUCUGGCACUUAUGAGAUGUCCCUGAAAGUGGAGAGCUUUGAAGACAAAGCCAGCCUCACACUUCAGAUUGUGGAGCGGCCCGGUCCUCCUGCUAGUUUGAAGCUGGUGGACAGCUGGGGCUUCAACGCUGCUCUAGAAUGGACUCCACCCAAAGAUAGUGGCAACACAGAAAUCACUGGAUACAUUGUUCAGAAGGCUGACAAGAAGACAGGGGACUGGUUCACGGUGCUGGAGCACUACCACAGGCUAACGGCCACUAUCUCAGACCUCAUCAUGGGCAACUCCUACAUCUUCAGGGUGUUUUCUGAAAACCAGGUGGGCAUCAGCGAGCAGAGUGCUGUCACCAAGGAAGUGGCAACAAUCCAGAAGACAGGUAUCAAUUACAAGCCUCCUGAGUACCCGGAGCGCGACUUCAAUGAGGCACCAAAGUUCACCACUCCUCUCAUCGACCGUGCUGCCACUGUGGGAUACACCACCAAACUGCUGUGCUCUGUUCGUGGAUGUCCCAAGCCUAAGAUCGAGUGGUUGAAGAAUCAGAUGGUCAUUGCUGAUGAUCCCAAGUUUCGUCAGUCAUCCAAUCAGGGGAUUUGCUCUCUCGAGAUCCGUAAGCCUUGUAGCUUUGAUGGCGGUGUGUACACCUGUAGAGCCAAAAACCCCCAGGGAGAGGCUGUUGUCUCCUGCAAACUGGAGGUCAAACAGGUUAUUCUUCCAGAGGGUGACAAAGAAAAGGGCAAAUAAACCAAUGUUUUAACUUUCUGAGAUUGUUAGAAGAGGCAAGAGAAGUUGUUGCUGGCUUUGCAUCAGUGUGUUCAUAUUAAAGAAAUGGACAGCAAAUAAACAUUUAUCUCCACCACACACUUGUUUCAGUAUGAAAGGAAGACCCACCCCACAUCCAUCCCAGCCAUCGUUGUCUGACAUAUAUGUGUUAUUCUAGCUGGAAAGAUGCAUGCAAGACUGUUUCUUUCUGCCUCUGUUCUUUUGAUGUUUGUCAGAUAAUAAGUCUAUAGGUUGAAAUAAUGUGCCUGCUGGUGGCUAUGCCAGGCUCACAGCCCUGUUGUUACUGGGAUGGAUGACUCACUACAAAUCAGUUAUAAAGCUAGUGAUAUAAUAAUGUUUGUAAAUCAAUUUUAAGGAUUAGAAUUUGAGUUCACACAGUGUUACUGCUAUGCAAUUAAUUCUGUUUACUUCCACCUAUAUCACACCUGUAAUGUCUGGAGAUUGAUAUGGAGCAUGAAUGGAAUGUGAAAUACAGUAAUUUAUUUACUACGGAAAGAUUUUGAAAGACAGAUGUUUAAUUUGUUCUUUUAAAAAGUAGAAUAAACCCUGCAGCCGAGCUGCAAACAGGCUUGCCUCUUUUUCUCAACAAAAAUCCAUUAGAUUCAUGAAAACAUCCUUGCCUUGUAACAACUGGGCCAGGGAGAAUGGAGAAAAUCUAUUUUCAGUUAUAGUUAGAUAAACAAUGUAAAGACUUGGAGUUUAGUUCUGUCAAAGAAAACAAAUUAUUCACAAAGGACUAAUCCCUAAUCUUUGUAAACUGCUCAUAAUGAUGCAUUCUACUUCAUCGUUCAACUCAGAAUAUGACUAUGAAUUCUAAGUUACUAGUGGCAGCUGGCAAUGAUUUUACCAUCAUAUUCUUUAUCACUUAAUCUUCCAUCAAUACACAUCUCACAAUAACUUAAGUGGACUCUGUUGUUAAAAAAUGGAAAAUGUGUUAUGCAUUCUUUCUUAACCUUUCUUGUGAAUGAAACCAAAUGCCUGGCCAAAAAUCUGGGAUCGAAAAGGAAGUACUAUAAAGUUGUCUGGAAAUAA
Menidia menidia (Atlantic silverside) is the source of this 2721-nucleotide messenger RNA. The record is from the annotation of a GenBank genome assembly. NCBI's taxonomy places the organism in Eukaryota, Metazoa, Chordata, Actinopteri, Atheriniformes, Atherinopsidae.